Messenger RNA from Trichechus manatus latirostris (Florida manatee), 1744 nucleotides. RefSeq names its product SPG21 abhydrolase domain containing, maspardin (gene SPG21). Bases 183 to 1124 code for a protein of 313 amino acids. Gene Ontology annotation, cellular component: trans-Golgi network transport vesicle; cytosol. NCBI's taxonomy places the organism in Eukaryota, Metazoa, Chordata, Mammalia, Sirenia, Trichechidae. Gene Ontology annotation, molecular function: CD4 receptor binding. The transcript is spliced from 9 exons. The record is from RefSeq and is a predicted model, not a curated record.
CCAACGCGCCCCUGCCGCGGUCGGCGCGUGCGGGUCUCGAGCGCUCCUGCCGCGGGCCGUGACCCCCGACUCCCCGCCCAGCCGCCUCCCCGGCCCGAGCCGAGACUGGAGGAAGAGCCGCCUUGCGGAGGGGAAGGGACGUGGGGUGACCACGGCAGGAUUGACCUCCAUUUCAGCUAAUCAUGGGAGAGAUUAAAGUCUCUCCUGAUUAUAACUGGUUUAGAAGUACAGUUCCCCUCAAAAAGAUUAUCGUAGAUGAUGACGACAGUAAAAUCUGGUCGCUCUAUGAUGCAGGCCCCAGAAGUAUCAGGUGUCCUCUCAUAUUUCUGCCCCCCGUGAGUGGGACUGCGGAUGUAUUUUUCCGGCAGAUUUUGGCUUUGACUGGAUGGGGUUACCGGGUUAUAGCUUUACAGUACCCAGUUUAUUGGGACCAUCUUGAAUUCUGUGAUGGAUUCAGAAAACUUUUAGACCAUCUACAAUUGGAUAAAGUUCAUCUUUUUGGGGCUUCUUUGGGAGGCUUUUUGGCCCAGAAGUUUGCUGAAUACACUCACAAGUCUCCCCGAGUCCACUCCCUCAUCCUCUGUAAUUCCUUCAGUGACACCUCUAUCUUUAACCAAACAUGGACUGCAAACAGGUCUUUGUUUUACAGCUUUUGGCUGAUGCCGGCAUUUAUGCUAAAAAAAAUACUCCUUGGAAACUUUUCUUCUGGCCCGGUGGACCCUAUGAUGGCUAACGCUAUUGAUUUCAUGGUGGACAGGUUGGAAAGUUUAGGUCAGAGUGAACUGGCUUCAAGACUUACCCUGAAUUGUCAAAAUUCUUAUGUGGAACCUCAUAAAAUUCGGGACAUCCCUGUGACCAUUAUGGAUGUAUUUGACCAGAGUGCACUUUCAACUGAAGCUAAAGAAGAAAUGUACAAACUGUAUCCCAACGCCCGGAGAGCUCACCUUAAAACGGGAGGCAAUUUCCCCUACCUGUGCAGAAGCGCAGAGGUCAAUCUUUAUGUACAGAUACAUUUGCUGCAAUUCCACGGAACCAAAUAUGCAGCCAUCGACCCAUCCAUGGUCAGUGCUGAGGAACUCGAGGUGCAGAAAGGCAACCUGAGUAUCAGUCAGGAGGAGCAGUAGUUCUGGCUUUUCUGAAACCAUGAGCCGACCCAGCAUGUUCUUGUACAAUCGGUGAAGCCCGUGUUCCCGCCCACCUCUGUUCGGGUUGGCUGAGUUCGCCGGUCAUCACUGUGGUUUGGAAGUAGGACUGACUGACUGUCAUCUUCAUGACAGGAAGCAAUUCUUCUAAGCUAGCGCAGCUGUUCCCCCUUCAGUUUUUCUAGCUUUUGAAUUUGAAGAAGUCUUUUUGAAGGACUCUCAUUUUUAGGAUUGUGGAAAUUUUGCUACCAAAAGUCUUCACCCCUGUGUUCUUAAGUGUGAUUGGCAAUUUCUGAGGCUUGGGAUUUUGUGGGGGGUUUUCUUUUUCUUGUCUCUUUCUUUUUAUGUAGUUUGCUGUAAAUGCUGCAUAUCUAGAUUGUGUAUUAGAAGGACAUUUGUUAUGCUUUCUUGAUCAUAACCGUUACCAGAGUGCCAAGGCUAUCACCCCAUGUUUGCGCUCCUGCAAGUCAGCUGUUUUUAAUUUCCAGUUAAGCACAUUGGUUUGGGUUUUAGCUUUUGUCUCUCUAGCCACUACAGUCAUUUGGAAUAAAAAUUCAAUUUCAUUGAGUGGCUUUUGGAUCUUUGUAGCUUCCUGACUGGGC